This is a messenger RNA of Neomonachus schauinslandi (Hawaiian monk seal), 319 nucleotides long. Its product is annotated as histone H4. The transcript has a single exon. The record is from RefSeq and is a predicted model, not a curated record. The coding region runs from base 7 to 318 and encodes 103 amino acids. Gene Ontology annotation, cellular component: nucleosome. Gene Ontology annotation, molecular function: structural constituent of chromatin; protein heterodimerization activity; DNA binding. Gene Ontology annotation, biological process: nucleosome assembly. NCBI's taxonomy places the organism in Eukaryota, Metazoa, Chordata, Mammalia, Carnivora, Phocidae.
UUCGCUAUGUCCGGCCGCGGCAAGGGCGGGAAGGGCCUGGGCAAGGGCGGCGCCAAGCGCCACCGCAAGGUGCUGCGCGACAACAUCCAGGGCAUCACCAAGCCCGCCAUCCGGCGGCUGGCCCGGCGCGGCGGCGUCAAGCGCAUCUCCGGCCUCAUCUACGAGGAGACCCGCGGGGUGCUCAAGGUGUUCCUGGAGAACGUGAUCCGGGACGCCGUCACCUACACGGAGCACGCCAAGCGCAAGACGGUCACGGCCAUGGACGUGGUCUACGCGCUCAAGCGCCAGGGCCGCACCCUCUACGGCUUCGGGGGCUGAG